Molecule: messenger RNA, 1449 nt
Organism: Drechmeria coniospora
Lineage: Eukaryota; Fungi; Ascomycota; Sordariomycetes; Hypocreales; Ophiocordycipitaceae
Exons: 2
Coding region: 1-1449 (482 amino acids)
Molecular function (GO): protein binding
Source: RefSeq, a predicted model, not a curated record
AUGGUAUCGACCUCCUUAUCCCACGCGCCCGUCGAACUGCUGCAUCAGAUACUCUCUUACGCCGCGACGCCACGAGAUGUCCUCUCCUUUGCCCUGACGUGCCGGCACAUGUGGGAGGCAUGGCAAUGCCGCCACGCUGGACUACGCACAGCUUGGAGGCUCUCUGCAACGGAGAUACCCGCCGCCGAGCAGGCACUCAUUGCGCACCGCGCAAGCCAGGUCGUUCUGGAUGCCGAACGCCACGCCAAGCGGCCCCCAAGGAACAUCGAUCUGGCCGGGCUGAGCAGCACGCGUCGCCAUGUCGACCCAAGCGAGCUGUUGGCCGUUCGGCAGCUGCACCUCCUGGCCGGCGCGCUCGAGAAGCGCUUUUACCUCGGUAGCAAAUCCGCAUUGCCCGAGGACGUCCACGGCCUGGACACGCCUGAGCCGGCGGAUCGAAUGGCCGAGUGGAGGGUCAACAUGCACAAGGCCAUCUACCGGAGCAUCAUUACCGGCGCCGCCCUCGCCGGCGUGUACAAAGAGCCGUGGGUGCAAGCCGGGGCCAGGGAGGAUCUAAAGCUCAAGCCCUACUCCGAGUUUACAGGGGAAAAGCACGAAGACUUUCUCGACACGUUCCCCGUCCUUCGGUUCGAGACGACCGAGGAAGAGCAAGAAGCAGCAUUUGGGGUCUACGGCGAGUGGCUGUUGAAAGAGCUUCGUCGUGACGUGCAUGCCAAGGCCAUCAUGGCGCAGCGAUUUGCAACCUGCUCUGGAAGAGCCCGCAGCUGCCACGAGAGAGAGCAUCAGGAGCCGCAAGACGGCGAGGGGGGUGGGCGCGAAGCGUGUCCCGUCCAGCUUGUGGAUGGAGGAAGCCAUUCGGACGCACAUGCCGUCGUCCUGGAGCUGAUGCGCCUGCUCUGGGCAUGCUGCUGCGUGGUAGGCGUGCUGAGCGCUUUCCAGGAGAAGGAGUGUCGAGACCCUGCGACGUGUGUUCCCAUCGUGCCUUGGGGCAGAUUUAGCUCCUGGCUGGUGACGAUUACGCCGCCGAAAGGCCACGACGUACCAAGGUUCAAGACGGAGCGGCCGGACGGAGUCGGCUCGGAAGUGGACGACAGCUGGUGGGUUACGGCAAGAUUUGCGGGCAUGGACAACCAGGAUCCCAUCGAGGAUACCGACAUAUAUCCGCCCUUCAUAGAGGCCAAGUUCUUUGUUUACUUUCUCCGGCGGCACAUGAAGCUCGCCUUCCACGACAAUUUCUUUCACCCGGACGAGGGCGCGGAAAUCAACGACAACUGGCUCCAGUUUAUGGAUUCGCUGCUCAUCUUCUCCCUGGAUGAUGUCGGCGAUCGCGAUGCGUAUUACCCAGAGUACGCAAGCAUGGAACUCUUCCCGGACAAUGGGUUCCUCGACGGCGGGGACCUCCUGGUGAGCUGGGACGCCCUCGAAGCACGCAAAGCCGCCUUGCAAUAG